UUUUUUUUUUCUCUCUUCCUUGCUACGGCUUUUUCAUCCUUGCAGCCAUCAUUUUCACUCUUUUCUUUGUUUUUUUCUUCAUUCAAAUACAUAUUCACUUUAGUACAUACAUACAUAUCCUUUUUCUUCCUCCCGUCUCGAACGAAGCAUUGCCAUUCUUUCAACAGUUGCUCUACCUCAAUCUUUGACUUACUCUACCAUACCAUUUCUCCCAACUUGCUACUCUAUCCGAUACUUCAUCUCUACGUACUAGUAAUCCCGUAUUUGCUCUUAUAUCCCAUAGUAUUUUUUUGAUAUCAACGUGAUAUUAUUCCCCAUCAUGGCUCAGAACAAUAACCUUACAGUACCUACCACUGGUUCUGAUGAUAAAUACGUCACCGUCUUUAACGAUCCCGUCAAUUUCAACGCAAAGCAUCCUCUUCACCACUCCUGGACUCUUUGGUUCGAUAAUCCCGGGAAAAGGUCAAAUGAAAAUACCUGGGAACAAUCUCUUAAGGAGCUUAUCACCUUUGAUACCGUCGAGGACUUUUGGGGUGUUUACAACAAUAUCAUGAAAGCAUGUGAUCUCUCGAUCAAUUCUAAUUACCAUCUUUUCAAACAUGGGAUUAAACCUAUGUGGGAGGAUCCUGCCAACAAGCAUGGCGGAAAAUGGAGCAUUCAGUUACCACGUAAUAAGACCAUAACCGAAAUCGACAAUAUAUGGCUCUAUACGAUGUUGGCCUGUAUUGGCGAGGCAUUUGAGCACGAAAACGAAGUAUGUGGAGUAGUGGUAUCAGUCCGCAAGGGAUUCUUUAGGAUAGCAUUAUGGACUCGAUCUUCAGACAACCGCGAUGUAAUCAUGGGCAUUGGGCGCACAUUAAAAAGCCAAACGUCAAUUGAUGGUCAAUUUGACUUCCAGUCUCAUCAUGAUUCCAAGGGUGGUGCUAAAUGGACUGUGUAAAAUAAAAUUAUACUUAGGCUUCCUUUUCUUGUGUUCAUGAAAAGCUUCU
Messenger RNA from Lobosporangium transversale, 989 nucleotides. Its product is annotated as translation initiation factor eIF 4e-like domain-containing protein. Gene Ontology annotation, molecular function: RNA 7-methylguanosine cap binding; translation initiation factor activity. NCBI's taxonomy places the organism in Eukaryota, Fungi, Mortierellomycota, Mortierellomycetes, Mortierellales, Mortierellaceae. Gene Ontology annotation, biological process: translational initiation. Gene Ontology annotation, cellular component: eukaryotic translation initiation factor 4F complex. The coding region runs from base 320 to 940 and encodes 206 amino acids. The record is from RefSeq and is a predicted model, not a curated record. The transcript has 4 exons.